Molecule: messenger RNA, 820 nt
Organism: Salvia hispanica
Lineage: Eukaryota; Viridiplantae; Streptophyta; Magnoliopsida; Lamiales; Lamiaceae
Gene: YLMG2
Product: YGGT family protein
Biological process (GO): chloroplast fission
Cellular component (GO): membrane
Source: RefSeq, a predicted model, not a curated record
CUUUCCUAAAUUGUAAAGCCUACGUCAAUGGAGGAAGAGCGGAAUUUGGGCGCUCCAAAUUUGCAGAUAUUUCCAAUUUCUUCAACCCCUUUUGAUUUUAUUGGCAGACGACCCGCGCAUCCAUUUUUGGUUCGCGAAAUCCACAAAACAUUCGCUUCCAAUGUGGAAAAUUGCGUGAAAAUGGUGGAUGCUAUGAGGUCCCAAAAUGAGAUUGUUGAUAAAGUGUUAUCAUUUCCUGCUUAUCUUCAUAGCUGCUUCCAGCUCCAGAAGAAGAUUCAGCGCAGGAACUUGUCAAUGGUGUCUUCUCACAAGUUUGCAGCAAUUUUGCCCGGUGAUUCUGUGGCAGGAGUGGUGGUUGCUAGUGGGCUUUCCAAUUUCUUGAACAUCUACAACACAUUGCUCAUUGUCAGAUUGGUUUUGACUUGGUUUCCUAACGCUCCUCCCGCCGUUGUUAGCCCCCUCAGCACACUAUGUGACCCAUAUUUGAACAUAUUCCGAGGCUUAAUUCCACCACUCGGGGGCUUGGAUCUUUCACCAGUAUUAGCAUUUCUUGUACUAAAUGCCUUCACAAGCACAGCUGCUGCAUUGCCUGCUGAACUCCCACCUCCCACUUUCACCCGUCCUACGACGUCGCAGGAGAAAUGGAUGGCAAGGCUUGCUGGAACUCAGCCUAAAAUGUCCAACACUCAUAUAAAGUAGUAGUAGUAGUAGUAGAAUGUUUUCCACAGUAUUUUCUGUUUCCUCUUGCACAGAAUGUAAGUUUUGAGUUCAUGUAACCUUGUUUUUUAUAUAAUUGGAGCAAAAUUUGCAGAUUCACUCA